Molecule: messenger RNA, 771 nt
Organism: Tripterygium wilfordii
Lineage: Eukaryota; Viridiplantae; Streptophyta; Magnoliopsida; Celastrales; Celastraceae
Product: transcription elongation factor 1 homolog
Exons: 5
Coding region: 168-434 (88 amino acids)
Biological process (GO): transcription elongation by RNA polymerase II
Cellular component (GO): transcription elongation factor complex
Molecular function (GO): RNA polymerase II complex binding
Source: RefSeq, a predicted model, not a curated record
UUGGCACUUCUGACGCUUUUUUAAUUUUUUCCCUUUUUCAUUAUUUACUUUCUCCGCUGACAAAUAAAUCUAAAGUCCUCGAUCAAAUUUUCAGAUUCCACGGCCUUUCAUUCUCGUCCUCUCUCUGCACCAACUUACUCUGAUUCCAUUCAGACUCAGGUCGACAAAUGGGGAAAAGGAAAUCAAAGGCGAAGCCACCACCUAGGAAGCGUAUGGACAAGCUUGAUACUGUUUUCAGUUGCCCCUUCUGCAACCAUGGUACCGGUGUUGAAUGUCGAAUUGAUAUGAAGAAUUUGAUUGGUGAGGCUAUAUGCAGCAUCUGCCAGGAGAGCUUUAGCACCACGGUCACAGCUUUAACUGAACCCAUCGACAUAUAUAGUGAAUGGAUUGAUGAAUGCGAGCGGGUUAACAGCCUUGAGGACGAUGGUGCUUGAGGAGUGGUUCAGCUGGGGUGAAUACAGAGGACCCAAAUAUAUGUUAUCGUGUUAUGCACUUGCCCGACCAGAUGUAGUAUAAAAGGACCAUAUGGUUCUCUGUAGAAGAUAUCUGAAUCUAAGUAUUUCGGCCUAUGGUAUUGCAUCUACUUCAAUGCUCAAGCUGUUUACAUCCAUGUUUAAAGAAUAACGCACGCUGAAGUUGUAUUUGAGGAUAUAAAAAUUCCUCUAGCUUUUAUGUUGAAAAGUUCUGGUAUCUUUUGAGUAUCUUCAUCUUUACCCUUGAAUUGAUCUGUCAUCGUGAAUUUAGUAUAUCAGCUUCUUGAAAUUCCCUUGA